Molecule: messenger RNA, 570 nt
Organism: Charadrius vociferus (killdeer)
Lineage: Eukaryota; Metazoa; Chordata; Aves; Charadriiformes; Charadriidae
Gene: UPRT
Product: uracil phosphoribosyltransferase (FUR1) homolog (S. cerevisiae)
Exons: 7
Coding region: 1-570 (189 amino acids)
Source: RefSeq, a predicted model, not a curated record
AUGCGAAAACGUGCUCAGCUGCAAGGGAAAUCCAGUAGAGGAGACUUCGUAUUUUCUGCUGAUCGUCUGAUCAGACUCGUGGUUGAAGAGGGACUGAAUCAACUGCCAUACACAGAAUGCACCGUGACCACUCCAACAGGACACAAGUAUGAAGGAGUCAGAUUUGAAAAGGGAAACUGCGGAGUCAGCAUAAUGAGAAGUGGCGAGGCAAUGGAACAAGGUUUACGGGACUGCUGUAGAUCAAUCCGCAUAGGAAAAAUCCUGAUCCAGAGCGACGAGGAGACUCAAAGAGCCAAAGUGUACUAUGCGAAGUUCCCACCCGACAUUUACAGGAGAAAAGUUCUUCUAAUGUACCCCAUACUAAGUACUGGUAACACUGUCAUUGAGGCUGUGAAAGUUCUCGUGGAACACGGCGUACAGCCGAGCGUCAUUAUCCUGCUAAGCCUCUUCUCCACACCUCAUGGUGCCAAAUCCAUCAUCCAGGAAUUCCCAGAGAUCACAAUUUUAACUACAGAAGUUCAUCCUGUCGCACCAACACACUUUGGACAGAAGUACUUCGGAACAGACUGA